Lontra canadensis (Northern American river otter) is the source of this 3345-nucleotide messenger RNA. RefSeq names its product actin filament associated protein 1 (gene AFAP1). Gene Ontology annotation, molecular function: SH2 domain binding; SH3 domain binding. The coding region runs from base 586 to 3030 and encodes 814 amino acids. The transcript is spliced from 21 exons. Lineage: Eukaryota; Metazoa; Chordata; Mammalia; Carnivora; Mustelidae. The record is from RefSeq and is a predicted model, not a curated record. Gene Ontology annotation, cellular component: cytosol.
GAGCCCGAGUCCGAGCGCGAGCAGAGUCGGGCUGAGGCGGCGGCGGAGGCGGCCCCGCCCCAGGGCUCCAUUGUUGCGGCGGCCGCGGCUCCUCCAGGUACUCGGCUCUGUUUCGUUCGGCCCCGAGCGAGUGCCGCCGAGGCGGUGGCCUGAGAUUCUUCUGAGAUUCUUUCUUUGGUGAGGGUCGUCAGAAGGAGGCACAGGUCCUGAAAAAUGCUUGUGGGAGAUGCUGCGCGAGCAGGGAGUAGGGGACUGUAGGCGAUGAGGCCACACGCGUCCCUGGGGGAUGUCUCGUCAGCCCAAAUACUUAACCUGGAAGAAGGUGCGAGUCUUGAGUGGAAACGUGGGAACCGCUUUCUUGGGAAAUUAGCAGGUGGUCUCGGCAUUCCACACAGGAUUUGCUCUCAAAGAGUGGUUUGGUUUCCUGAGCAACUACAGGUGGACCCUGGGUGCUCCGUCCUUGCCCCUGGAGGAGGUGUGUGAGGAAGACCAUUUCACGCAGACCAGGACACUCCUGCCUGGCCAUCAGGGCACCCGGCUCCCCGUUGAAGCCUUUAUACCAAAUCCCGUGUGCACUCUGCAGCAAUGGAAGAAUUAAUCGUUGAACUCCGUCUCUUUCUUGAGCUCCUGGACCACGAAUACCUAACGUCAACCGUCAGGGAGAAGAAGGCAGUGAUCACAGACAUCCUGCUGAGGAUACAGUCGUCCAAAGGUUUCGACGUGAAGGACCAUGCUCAGAGACAAGAGACCCCCAACAGCCUGCCAGCGCCUCCCCAGAUGCCUUUGCCGGAGAUCCCCCAGCCGUGGCUGCCACCUGACAGUGGGCCGCCACCGCUCCCGACAUCCUCUCUCCCGGAAGGUUACUACGAGGAAGCCGUGCCACUGAGCCCAGGGAAAACUCCAGAAUAUAUCACGUCAAAUUAUGACUCGGAUGCCAUGAGCAGCUCUUACGAGUCUUAUGACGAGGAGGAGGAGGACGGAAAGGGCAAGAAGACGCGGCACCAGUGGCCAUCCGAGGAGGCCUCCAUGGACCUGGUGAAGGAUGCCAAGAUCUGUGCAUUCCUGCUGAGGAAGAAGCGCUUUGGCCAGUGGAGCAAGCUGCUGUGUGUGGUCAAGGACGCCAGGCUGCUGUGCUACAAAAGCUCCAAGGACCAGCAGCCCCAGAUGGAACUGCCCCUCCAAGGCUGCAACAUCACUUACACCCCGAAGGACAGCAAGAAGAAGAAGCACGAGCUGAAGAUCACCCAGCAAGGCACAGACCCGUUGGUACUUGCGGUCCAGAGCAAGGAGCAGGCCGAGCAAUGGCUGAAGGUGAUCCGAGACGUCUACAGCGGCUGCAGCGGGCAGGCGGAGUCAGAAGGCCCUCCCCCGUCGAGCUCCCCGGUGCACAAGACAGAGCUGGAGAAGAAGCUGUCUUCUGAGAGACCCAGCUCGGACGGGGAGGGCGUCAUGGAGAAUGGAGUCACCGUGUGUGAAGGAAAAGAACAAGUCAAGAGGAAAAAAAGUUCCAAAUCAGAGGCCAAGGGCACUGUGUCCAAAGUCACUGGGAAGAAGAUCACCAAGAUCAUUGGCCUGGGGAAGAAAAAGCCCUCGACGGAUGAGCAGACCUCGUCCGCGGAGGAGGAUGUCCCCACCUGCGGCUAUCUCAACGUGCUCUCCAACAGCCGCUGGCGGGAGCGCUGGUGCCGGGUCAAGGAUAACAGACUCGUCUUCCACAAGGACAGGACCGAUCUCAAGACCCACAUCGUGUCUGUUCCUCUCCGCGGCUGUGACGUGAUCCCGGGCUUGGACUCCAAGCAUCCCCUGACCUUCCGACUGCUUCGCAACGGGCAAGAGGUGGCCGUGCUGGAGGCCUCCUCUUCGGAGGACAUGGGCAGGUGGAUUGGGAUUUUGCUGGCCGAGACAGGGUCGUCCACAGACCCUGGGGCCCUGCACUACGACUACAUCGACGUGGAAACGUCUGCAAAUGUCAUCCAGACGGCCAAACAGACCUUCUGUUUCAUGAACAGGCGCGGCAUCUCUGCCAACCCGUACCUGGGGAGCACCGCCAACGGCUACGCGCACCCCAGCGGCACGGCCCUGCAUUACGACGACGUCCCGUGCAUUAACGGCUCGUGGGACCCCGAAGACGGCCCUCCUGCUUCCGGUGCCAGGGGCCUGGGAGAAGAGGUGCUCUAUGAUAACGCGGUCCUGUAUGAUAACUUGCCGUCUCCGAAAAUCUUUGCGCGCUACCCGCCUGCUGACAGAAAGGCUUCUAGGCCGCCUCCCGACAAACUGUUCUGUAACCAUUACAAAUACCCUCCCUCCUGCAGUCUGCCUCCCACUAACCCCUCAUCUCUGGGGAGGGCGUCUCUCGGGCUCAGCACUCAGUUGAAGGGUAAAAAGCCCCCAGUAGCCUCCAAUGGGGUUAUGGGAAAAGGGAAGACCCCGAUCAACCAGCAAAAAAAGGCGGAUUCCGUAGCCGGUAUGAAGCGAACAUCUUCAAAUGCCGACCAGUACAAAUACGGCAAAAACCGGGUCGAAGCCGAUGCCAAGCGGUUGCAAGGCAAAGAGGAGGAGCUGCGGAAGCGGAAGGAGACCCUGCGGAACCGUCUGGCCCAGCUCCGGAAGGAGAGGCGGGACCUGCGGGCUGCCAUCGAAGUGAACGCUGGCAGGAAGACCCAGGUGGUUCUGGAGGACAAGCUGAGGCGGCUGGAGGAGGAGUGUAAGCAGAAGGAGGCCGAGCGUGUCAACCUGGAGCUGGAGCUCACGGAGGUCACGGAGAGCCUGAAGAAGGCCCUGGCUGGUGGGGUCACCCUGGGGCUGGCCAUCGAGCCCAGGUCGGGGACGUCGAGCCCGCAGUCUCCAGUUUUUAGGCAUCGCACUCUGGAGAGCUCGCCCAUGUCCAGCUGUGAGACCAGCGACGCUGAGGGCCCUGUGCCGGUGAAUAGCGCGGCCGUGUUGAGGAAGAGCCAGCCGGCAGGCAGCUCCCCCUGCCGGGGACACGUGCUGCGGAAGGCAAAGGAAUGGGAGCUGAAGAAUGGGACGUAGAGGGACGGCUGGAUGCCCCGCUCGCAGGUGCUGUCCCGCCGCCGCUGCAGGAAGCCCCGCCCGCGUGGCCGCCGCUCUGGGCGCCAGGGCCAGUGGCCGAGCCCCCACGCCGCCGGCGCCCAGACCUGCCUGCACGUCCUCUCCUACUGUACUUGUCCCUGUAAAGAAAUUCACCUGUGACACCGGGGUCCCCACCUCUCUCUGUUUAAGAGCAGAAAGGGAGGUAGAGGAGUCCCGGGGCCGAUGGGAAGCUGCGUCUUUUUACCGAGCUCAGCGAGUGCUCUCCCCGUGUCCCCCGCACUCCAACGGCAGGCU